CUCAGUUCGACGACUGCCACGCUGUUCGCGCCGUACACCUCGCACAAGCAGACAUUUGUCGCAAGCAUCAUGGUUCGCACGCUUAAAACAGCUCUCCUGCUCGGUGCCAGCAGCUCCGCGUUACUCGUGCCCGGCAAGCCGCGCACCAAGACGCUGCGCUUCGUGGAGGUCGCGGAGCGCAUCUCGACUUCGGAGGACAAAGCCGAGACGUUCGAGACUGCGGACUACUUGCAGGACAUGGACCGAUACGAAGGAAAAAACAACGUGAUACCCACGGGGUUCGACGUGAACGCCGCCAUCGACGCGGCGGCGACCGAGUCGACGACGUUCAUCGACGUGGUCGUUGAGGAGACCGUGGCGAAGGUCGCGGAGGAACGCAAGGACGAGGCCGCGGCCGACGCUGUCGCGAGUGUCGAGAAGAAACUCGAGGAGAAGCUCGAGACCACUAUGGACAAGAUCGAGGCCGCCGCGGUGCCGAUGGAAGAGAUCGAGGUCGGCCCGGUCGGCGAGUUCCUCAUUAAAUGGGGCUUCAAGGACGACCCAAGGAUCCCUGAGGACGAGCGCGUGCCUGCGAUGCAGAGAAUCAAGGAUAGCGGCAAGGCCGGUGUGAUCGCCUACGCUCUCACCGAAGGUGCGUUCUGGAUCGGCUCGGUGCCGUUCGCGAUCGCGGCGGUCACGCUCGCGACGGGAUCGUUCCCGGACAUCGCCUCGGACGAGGGCAAGGCCGCCAUCGGUGCCGACGCGUUCAUCUUCAUCAAUUUCGCACGCCUCAUUGUGCCGGCCCGCAUCGCGUUCGCGCUGGGCCUGGCACCGUGGGUCGACGAGAACAUCGUCAAGAAGUUCGGCGGCGACGAGAAGGAGGAGUAGGCGGCCGCGUCUGCCCAAGAAAGCCGAGCGAGGCGUGU
Molecule: messenger RNA, 905 nt
Organism: Pelagomonas calceolata
Lineage: Eukaryota; Pelagophyceae; Pelagomonadales; Pelagomonadaceae
Source: the annotation of a GenBank genome assembly